Molecule: messenger RNA, 1515 nt
Organism: Fusarium tjaetaba
Lineage: Eukaryota; Fungi; Ascomycota; Sordariomycetes; Hypocreales; Nectriaceae
Product: DUF124 domain protein
Exons: 5
Coding region: 1-1515 (504 amino acids)
Source: RefSeq, a predicted model, not a curated record
AUGGUGCCGUCACCGACAAGACCUCGGGCGCGGAGGCCACACCUCAAGUCCCGGAACGGCUGCUUCACCUGCAGGAAGCGCCGAGUCAAGGAAGCCCUUCCCCAGAUUGGUUUCCAAUAUCCAUUCGUCUUACAUGCAUUGCUAAGUCUUGCCGCUCUGCAUAUUGCCUACACGUCUCUAACCGAACGGACACGCAGUUGGUUAGUUGGCAUGUAUCACCACAACGAGGCAUUGACCGGAUUUCGCAGAGAACUCUCCACCAUCACAGAAGAGAACAGCGAAGUAUUGUUUACCUGGUCCAUAUGCAAUGUUCUGUAUGUCUUUGCCACAUCAAAUCCACUUUACCAGGGUAUAGAUGGAGGCCCUACGACGUCGACAUCGGCACAGAAGGAGAAGGUCUUGGGCUCAGAAUGGAUUCCGAUGAUCCGCGGGUUGGAAGCUGUGCUCCAACCUACUCAUAAUUACUUGAGAUCUGGGAGCAUGAAGGCGAUAAUGAGUACGGGGAACUGGGAUGAACUCGACCCAGGACAAGCAAGUCAGGACCCUGAGAAUGUCCACUUCUGCCGCGCCCGUGAGUCUUGGAAAGACUCAGAUUGUGCAGAGGUCUACGAAGAGGCGCUCCAUGUUCUCCGGAAAUGCCGACUUUACUCGUUGCAGUUCCGCGGAAUGGACUCUGAGACGAGAAGCAACUGGGGAUAUAACAAAGAGUGUCCUGAGGAGGCUCCGACAUCUUCCUUACCUCAACCCCUCAUCUUUCAAUUUCAAGCCUCUGCGUUUCAAUUCAUCGCCAUGGCUCACCAACAAGGAUACCAGCAGCAGCAACAACAGAUGCAGCAAUCAAGCAAUGACAGAGGUGCUUUUCCAGGCGGUACCUACAGUAUUGCGCACCGCGACACCAACGCCGUUCUCAACGUUGAUCUCCAGCAAGGCGCCAUGGUGCGCUCCAAGUCGGGUGCCAUGAUUCACAUGUCUGGCUCUAUCGAAUUAGCUGGAAAGUCCAAAUUCUCUCUUGGAAAGCUUUUCACGGGCGGCAACUUGUAUGAGUCGACGUACACCGGCCCAGGACGUGUCGCUCUUGGUCCAACACUGUUUGGAGAUAUCAUUACCCUACCUAUCGACGGUCAUCAGUCUUGGACUAUCGGCAGAGACGCUUUCCUGGCCAGCACUUCUGAGGUUUCGAAAAAGAGAGAGACUCAAGGUAUUGGCAAGGCGUUGUUCUCGGGAGAAGAUCUUUUUGUCUUUCGUAUUGAGGGUCAAGGCAUUAUGUGGCUGACAAGCUUUGGUGCUGUCGAUAGACUAGAUCUUCGACCUGGAGAGGAACACAUUGUUGAUAACGGCCAUCUCGUGGCUUGGAGCUGCAAGUACUCUAUUGAAAAGGCGGGAGGAGGAGCUAUGACUGGAAUGAAGACGGGCGAGGGUCUGGUAUGCCGUUUCACUGGUCCCGGCUCGGUUUAUGUGCAGACGCGAAACAUGGAUGAGUUUCAGUCAUUUAUCAAGGCAACUGUUGGAGCUUAG